UAGAACGUUUCUUCCAAAGCUCACCCUUCCUAUCUCCGAGCGUCGAGUGGUCCUUCAUGAAAGACGGCAUGCUCACUCACCGAAACCCACUAGAAAACCCCUCUCCCUGACUCCCUCUCCCUCUAUAGUUUUUCUCUAAUGGCCGCCGUUCCCGCGCUCUCCCCCUCAUUACGCACAAUUUCUCUUCAGGCUCCUCCUUCUUCAGCAUCUUCGAAGCCCAACCACCUACAAUUACCUUCUACUUUCACAUUGAGCUCCCUAUUCGGAACAAGAAUCGCGAUUCAAACCUCAAGCCCAUGUCGUUCCUUUCCCCAUGGCAAGUAUUGCCGUGCGGCAUCCGCCACCGUCUCGCUUAGUCUUCCGUCCACGAAACCCCCGGCGGCUACUCCUGAGAAUUUUCCAAAAUGGUCAGCAAGGGCGAUAAAAUCAUUUGUGAUGGCGGAAUUGGAAGCGAGGAAGCUCAAGUAUCCCAACACAGGAACAGAAGCCCUUCUGAUGGGUAUUUUAGUAGAAGGAACAAGUAAAGCGGCAAAGUUCUUGCGAGCUAAUGGAAUUACUCUUCUCAAAGUACGGGAAGAAGCAUUAGAACUUCUUGGGAAAUCUGACAUGUACUUCUUUAGUCCUGAGCAUCCUCCAUUGACUGAGCCAGCUCAAAAAUCCGUUGAUUGGGCUGUUGAAGAGAAAUUGAAGUCAGGUGAAGGUGGGGAGAUAACCGUGAGUCAUUUGCUCCUAGGAAUUUGGUCACAAAAAGAAUCAGCUGGUCACCAAAUCCUGGCUGCCCUGGGCUUCAAUGAUGAAAAAGCCAAAGAAGUUGCUACAUUGUUGAACGGUGAUGUUGAUUUGAGCUUCAAGCAGCAGGCCUAAGAACUUUGCUUCAGUAACUUAUUGAGGUUGCAAAUAAACCACUCUCUUUCUCAGUGCAAGUUUACCAACAAAGUUUCUGCAUGAUGGUCCUUUUAGACAUCUUGAUUCCAAAUUCUGCGCUACGCCAAUUGGAGGCUCUGCAGUUUUCUCAGUAUCCCGACAAGCUUUUGGAGAAGAGUUCAAGAACUCAGUCUUUUGAUUUUGUAUCUUCGAUUGAUCAAGUUGUAUAACUGGUUGAAGCCUUUCUAAUAUUUAAGCCUUGGAUUGGGAUCCAUCUGUAAACUGUCUUUCUUCUCUUGGAGGCAAAUCACCCCUUUUGUUUUUUAAAAUUUUCACGGAAA
Neltuma alba is the source of this 1205-nucleotide messenger RNA. Its product is annotated as ATP-dependent Clp protease ATP-binding subunit CLPT1, chloroplastic. The coding region runs from base 139 to 864 and encodes 241 amino acids. The transcript is spliced from 6 exons. Lineage: Eukaryota; Viridiplantae; Streptophyta; Magnoliopsida; Fabales; Fabaceae. The record is from RefSeq and is a predicted model, not a curated record.